Lynx canadensis (Canada lynx) is the source of this 2794-nucleotide messenger RNA. It is a transcript of the gene MSH5, whose product is annotated as mutS homolog 5. NCBI's taxonomy places the organism in Eukaryota, Metazoa, Chordata, Mammalia, Carnivora, Felidae. Gene Ontology annotation, cellular component: nucleus. Gene Ontology annotation, molecular function: ATP binding; ATP-dependent DNA damage sensor activity; mismatched DNA binding. The record is from RefSeq and is a predicted model, not a curated record. The coding region runs from base 159 to 2660 and encodes 833 amino acids. The transcript is spliced from 25 exons. Gene Ontology annotation, biological process: mismatch repair; chiasma assembly.
GCGGGAAAGUGCCGCGAGUGUCCGCAACUGGGGUGGGAAGUCGAGAAGUUAGGGCAGCGAUAGUGGAGGCGUGGUUGGCAGAGGCGGGGAGAGGAGACGUGCAGACUCGGCCCUCAGGGCCCUCCAGCCAAAGUACAAGCUCCAGAGCGUCCAAGGCCAUGUUCUCCGUAGGAACGAUCCCAGGCGGGACGCCGCAGAGCCCGGAGCCGGGGGCAGCUUCGGCCAGUUUUCCCAGCCUGGCCCCAGUGUCGGGCGGUGGGGAGGCUGAGGAGGAGGAGGACAACGAGCAAGAACCGGCGGAGAUCUAUCUGUGUGCGCUGUGGACUUCAGGAUACUUGGGCAUCGCCUACUAUGACACUAGUGACUCUACCAUCCACUUCAUGCCAGAUGCCCCAGACCAUGAGAGUCUCAAGCUUCUCCAGAGAGUGUUGGAUGAAAUCAAUCCCCGGUCUGUUGUUACGAGUGCCAAACAGGAUGAGAAUAUGACUCGGUUUCUAGGGAAGCUUGCCUCCCAGGAACACAGAGAGCCUAAGAGACCUGAAAUUGUAUUUUUGCCAAGUGUGGAUUUUGGUCUGGAGAUAAGCAAACAGCGCCUUCUUGCUGGAAACUACUCCUUCAUCCCAGACUCCAUGACCACCACUGAGAAAAUCCUCUUCCUCUCCUCUAUUAUUCCCUUUGACUGCCUCCUCACGGUUCGAGCACUUGGGGGGCUGCUCAAGUUCCUGGGUCGAAGAAGAAUUGGGGUUGAACUGGAAGAUUAUAACGUCAGCGUCCCCAUCCUGGGCUUUAAGAAAUUUGUGUUGACCCAUCUGGUGAGCAUAGAUCAAGACACUUACAGUGUUCUGCAGAUAUUUAAGAGUGAGUCUCACCCUUCAGUGUACAAAGUGGCCAGUGGACUGAAGGAGGGGCUCAGCCUGUUUGGAAUCCUCAAUAGAUGCCACUGUAAGUGGGGACAGAAGCUGCUCAGGCUAUGGUUCACACGUCCGACUCACGACCUGGGAGAGCUAAAUUCUCGGUUGGAUGUCAUUCAGUUUUUCCUACUACCCCAGAAUCUGGACAUGGCUCAAAUGCUGCAUCGGUUGCUGGGUCAUAUCAAGAAUGUGCCUCUGAUUUUGAAACGCAUGAAGCUGUCCCACACCAAGGUCAGCGACUGGCAAGUUCUGUACAAGACUGUGUAUAGUGCCCUGGGCCUGAGGGAUGCCUGCCGCUCCCUGCCCCAGUCCAUCCAGCUCUUUCAGGACAUUGCCCAAGAGUUCUCUGAUGACCUGCACCAUAUUGCCAGCCUCAUUGGGAAAGUGGUGGAUUUUGAGGGCAGUCUUGCUGAAAAUCGUUUCACAGUCCUCCCCAACAUAGAUCCUGAAAUUGAUGAGAAAAAACGAAGGCUGAUGGGACUUCCCAGUUUCCUCACUGAGGUUGCCCGAAAGGAGCUAGAGAAUCUGGACUCCCGUAUUCCUUCAUGCAGUGUCAUCUACAUCCCUCUGAUUGGCUUUCUUCUUUGUAUUCCCCGCCUGCCUUUUAUGGUAGAGGCUAGUGACUUUGAGAUUGAAGGACUGGACUUCAUGUUUCUGUCAGAGGAGAAGCUGCACUAUCGUAGUGCUCGAACCAAGGAGCUGGAUGCAUUGCUGGGGGACCUGCACUGUGAUAUCCGGGACCAGGAGACCCUGUUGAUGUACCAGCUGCAGUGUCAGGUGCUGGCGCGGGCAGCUGUCUUGACCCGUGUGUUGGACCUUGCCUCCCGCCUGGACGUCCUGCUGGCUCUUGCCAGUGCUGCCCGGGACUAUGGCUACUCAAGGCCCCGUUACUCCCCCCAACUCCUUGGGGUCCGAAUCCUGAAUGGCAGACAUCCUCUGAUGGAACUCUGUGCCCGAACCUUCGUGCCCAACUCUGCAGAGUGUGGCGGGGACAAAGGGAGGAUCAAAGUCAUCACUGGACCCAACUCCUCAGGGAAGAGCAUAUACCUCAAACAGGUAGGCUUGAUCACAUUCAUGGCCCUGGUGGGCAGCUUUGUGCCAGCAGAGGAAGCCGAAAUUGGGGCAGUAGAUGCCAUCUUCACCCGGAUUCAUAGCUGCGAAUCCAUCUCCUUGGGCCUCUCCACCUUCAUGAUCGACCUUAACCAGGUGGCGAAAGCAGUGAACAAUGCCACCAAGCAGUCUCUGGUCCUCAUUGAUGAAUUUGGAAAGGGAACCAACACGGUGGAUGGGCUUGCGCUUCUAGCUGCUGUGCUACGACACUGGCUGGCACUUGGACCCAUGUGCCCUCACAUCUUUGUGGCCACCAACUUUCUGAGCCUUGUUCAGCUACAGCUGCUGCCACAGGGGCCCCUUGUGCAGUAUUUGACCAUGGAGACCUGUGAGGAUGGGGACGACCUAGUCUUCUUCUAUCAGGUUUGUGAAGGUAUUGCCAAUGCCAGCCAUGCGUCCUACACAGCUGCCCAGGCUGGGCUUCCCGGCAAUCUCAUUGCCCGUGGCAAGGAGGUCUCAGAUUUGAUCCGCAGUGGGAAACCCAUCAAGCCUGUCAAGGAGUUGCUAAAAGAGAAGCAAAUGGAAAAUUGCCAGACGUUGGUAGAUAAAUUUCUGAAACUGGAUUUGGAAGAUCCCAACUUGGACCUGGACAUUUUCAUGAGUCAGGAAGUGCUGCCGGCUGCCACUGGCAUCCUUUGAGAGUCCUUCCUUGGCUUUCCUCCACUUCCCAAGACCCCAGCGAGCUGCCAUGCCCUGUCUCUUUCCUGGUCUCCCUCAGGCCCAAAAUUCUCAAUUUUCCUGGAAAUUCUGUUUCACGUUAGGAAUAAAGUUUA